AUGGAUAGGACGGCGUCUCUCCGCACCGCGCCGUCAGGUAGGCAGGUAGUUUCCAAAAAAUGCAACUUAAGAGCAGAGCUUCUAUCAGAGUACAAGGACUCGACCUUAUAUGGCAGUGCGAACAAACAACGCACGCAUCCGUGGCCAGUGGUCGCGACGGCACUGCUGUUGAACUUGUCCAUGCAUCCUGCUAUGCCGCGGUUUAGCGUAUCUCAUUGGAUUUCUCCGCAACCCUCGUCGCCUAUCUGGUGUUCCAGGACUAUUCACCUAGAUGUCACUGACGACGACCCAUCUCAUCUCGCUUUUGCUACGGUCCUUGCUCUCCGCCACCAUGAAUGUGAACUUGCAAUCAAAUACCAUAUAAUUGAUUCGUCUGGCGGACAUAAGAUUCUGGUUCCCAUCCUUGAUACCACCGUUGCCACCUUAUCGAAUUCAAAUCCAGAAGGGCGUCCUGCUGUGGCACUGUGUAUGACCCAGGAGCGUUUGGUAUCCCCUACUGAGCUCGCGAUUUCGCUUUCCGUCCCCGUUCUCAUAACACAUUAUAUUCUUUCAAGUCGGCGUUCACUUGACAUCACUUUUGAUACGGAUGAGAUUGAGACAUCCCGUGCGGGAUGGUUCCUGAUUCAUAUAGCCCAGGCCCUUCACCAUAUUGCACUGCACGGGCCACAACGACCUCCCAAGGAUCUAUUCGCCGGAGUUGUAGAAAAAGCCCUUCUCGAAGGUGAAAGCAGCGCCACCCGCUACGAUCGUUGGCAUCGUUCAUUCGCACCUCCGGUAGGCAGCCUAUUACUGGACUGCUUUGCGGAGCGAGCGAAGACAGAUCCCCUGGCCACAGCGAUAGCGCAUGCAGACCUGCAAGGGUCUAUUACACGGACAUCCCAUGUCUCAUACGCCGCAGUUCUCGCUCUGUCUCUGCAGUUGGCAGCCACUCUCAAGUCCGUGGGUGUUGGCGUUGGUGACGUCGUAGCAAUUUGUGUUGAAGACAUUCGACACAUCGCCGUGUCUAUAUUGGCCGUCUUAAUCUGUGGCGCAGCGUACAUCAUAUUGGAUACCGGCAACACUGACGUAGAGGCACUGUCUACGCAAUCGACGUCGUUGCCGAAGCUGAGCGCUGUACUGUCACAACAGCGGGAAUUCAGCCAAACUUUCGGACCUUCCCAGAGUCUCCCCUUUGUAGAUCCGGGGAAACUCGUCUUCGAUGAAAGCAUCAUUCUCACAUUGCAGCUACCUUCGACGUUCAUUCGUCCCGCCUCUGUGCAGCCGUCCGCUACUGCAUACUUUAAGCCCAGUGUCGACUCCGAAGGUGAGAAGACGUGGAUUGCUGUCACACAUGAGGACGCUAUCCACCACCUGAAGGAAUAUUUCUCCAAGUUUGGCGCAGGAUCUGAUUUCCGGUUGUUACAUCUUUUCACUGUUCCAAGUCAUUUCUUAGGCCUAAACAUAUGGCACACAUUCAUGCAUCGAUCCGCAUUAUGUUUCGUAUCCCAAGAACUGGAGAGUGGGAUCUCAAUGUCCUCUCUGGUCCGCAUGACAGGUUGCACCCAUCUAGCCGUGCCGCCUAACCAGGUGGAGAAUGCGUCCGCGUUGGUUUGCAGAGCGUUAGAAGAUACUGAAGCGGAAUCACUACAAGCUGGUGGUAAAUUGCCCCUCCGGACAUUGGUUGUUCCUCGUCUAUCCUUGGCCACGUGGAACCAGCUACCUCUCGCACAGACGAAGAUUCAACUGAUGGUGCAUGAGGAAGAGGAUCCGUCGAGUGUGUAUCAACUGCCGGAGAAACCUUCCGAAAUCGUCUUACUUUACCAGAAGCAGGACACAGACUUGACACCGCUCCAUGUAUUGGCGCUGCUUCCGAAGGGCACCGUCAUACACGACAUGGGCCCUCGCAUCGUACAGAUCACCGGAAGCCUAGCUGUCAAGUAUGGCUGGUCGGUCAGCGAGCUUGAGGCUCGGAACAUGCUCUAUGUCCUAGAGCGGACCUCCAUUCCGAUCCCUGAUGUCCAUCUGGUUUUCAAACAGGGCAACAUCACUUACAUCAUCAUGCAGUUCAUUCAUGGACCGACAGUCCAGAAUUGCUGGCACAUGCUGGACGCCUCUCAGCGUCACAGCGUCGCUUCUCAACUCGUACGAUACAUCGACGACCUGCAUUGCAGCAGUGUAUCGGCGCCGUCUAAUAAGCCUGGCCCGCUGGACGGAGGGAAGUGUGAGGGACCGUGGUUCACAUUCUAUGGUGCCGGUCCGUUCGCCUCGUACGAGGAGCUGGUCACCUGGCUCAACCGGAAAGAAGUGCUGUCACAGACCAAGAGUACAAACUCCUUUACCACCGACCGUCCUCUCGUCUUCACUCACCAAGAUCUAUCUCCGAGAAAUCUUAUUCUGGAUGAUAACGACAAACUGUGGGUCAUCGAUUGGGAAUUAGCAGGUUGGUAUCCCGCGUACUUCGAGUAUGCAUGUAUUCUGGCAGACGUCGGCACGCCGCAGGUGCGAAUUCCGGAUGGCUGGAUGAAGACCAUGUUAUCCCAUCUUCCAGACUACGAUGUCGAGUAUCGUCUUUUGCAGUCCAUUCAAUACGCGUUGGAUGUCAUGCCGUUUUCAUAG
Messenger RNA from Sparassis crispa, 2595 nucleotides. RefSeq lists its product as hypothetical. Bases 1 to 2595 code for a protein of 864 amino acids. The record is from RefSeq and is a predicted model, not a curated record. The transcript is spliced from 4 exons. Gene Ontology annotation, molecular function: ATP binding; protein kinase activity. Lineage: Eukaryota; Fungi; Basidiomycota; Agaricomycetes; Polyporales; Sparassidaceae. Gene Ontology annotation, biological process: protein phosphorylation.